Cyphomyrmex costatus is the source of this 817-nucleotide messenger RNA. RefSeq names its product protein dimmed. The transcript has 4 exons. Bases 203 to 727 code for a protein of 174 amino acids. The record is from RefSeq and is a predicted model, not a curated record. Gene Ontology annotation, biological process: sensory organ development; positive regulation of transcription by RNA polymerase II; axon development. Gene Ontology annotation, molecular function: protein dimerization activity; E-box binding; DNA-binding transcription factor activity, RNA polymerase II-specific. Gene Ontology annotation, cellular component: nucleus. NCBI's taxonomy places the organism in Eukaryota, Metazoa, Arthropoda, Insecta, Hymenoptera, Formicidae.
UACACGCGGUGCUUAGUCCACGGUUUCAAAUUUUGGGAAAUCUAUGACGUGACUUGUCAUACAGUUAUUCGAUGUUAAAAUGUAUUAAAUUGAUGAAAUUAACGCGAAUUGUGAAAAUAAAAUUACACAGGUCAUUUUUUAACAUCAUUAAUCAACGAUCUGACCAUCGAUAUUGAUAAGAAAAAGAAGAAAGGAAUAUACUAUGCGGUCUAAAGUGACAAACGAGAAUACUUGGGCUACAGAAUCGAAGCAGAGAAGUAAUAAGAGGUUGCGACAAACGAGAAAAACGGAAUCUUCGGGGUUGUCAAAGUCUUCCAAGGGAAAUACAGCAUGGGAAAGAACUCUCAGGAGACUGGAAAGCAAUGAACGCGAGCGUAUGAGGAUGCACUGUAUGAAUGAUGCGUUCCAGUCCUUACGCGAAGUGAUCCCGCAUGUCUCGAAAGAGAAGCGGCUCUCAAAAAUGGAGACAUUAACGUUGGCUAAAAAUUAUAUAGUGGCUCUUACGGACGUAAUCUGCGCCAUGAGAAGUGAGGAGCGAUCAGAUAAUGAGCGAACCAACAACUCUGAACGUCAAGAUUCGCCGAUCAUCGAACAGCAAUUGAAAUCGACUACUGUUUGCGUAAACGUUCCUGCUGCCUCGGAAUCCUACGAUUCGGAGACUAAAAAUUUUUAUCAAAACAAACAUUCGCGAUGGGAAAAAGAUCAAGAUAAUAUUACAGGCCUCUGAAAAGGUACGGCGCUAAAAAAUAUCGACGAAUUGAGAUUUCUUCAAUGGCAUUUUGACUAUAGUCUUCCUUUCUUUAAUCAUACAUGUAUU